AUGAUUCGAUCGAGUUUCAUCUGUUGGGUCGGGGCACUUGUCUCGGUUUGCUUGGGACAAGAAGCGGGAUGGAUUCCAGAUCAGGUAAAUACGACGAUGUGUUACUGGACAUCGCCCCGAGCGGCGGUGGUGCGAGAUACAUUUUAUCUCGAUGGGGGAGAACUGUUUUGGGAGCCUGGCAUGAAUGAUGGAUCAUAUGACGAUCCGAGACCUGAUGGAAAUCCUCUUGGAAUCGUAUACCUCCUCAACUUUAACACUUCCUUUCAUAUAUCCGACAAUAUCACUUCCAUAUUUACAAAGAUAUCGAAGGCCCCAAAUGGAGGAACUGCCAGUAACCUGGGUCCGAACUAUGUCGAUGGAGCAAUGCUUGGAAACGACUACGAAUGGUAUACAUAUGGCGGAUUGUUGGUUCACACAGAUGCCUUUUCCCCGCCGGACGAGGAUUCCGCCAUAUCAUAUGAAGUUUACUCGGAUGAUACUCCUAUGAAACAAUUUUUCAAAGGCUUCGCACAAGUCAAACUACCAACAAACUUAACAAGAUAUGUUACUUAUGGGGGAGCCGUCAGUAUCCCAUCCGAAAACUUGGGUUACUACUUUUCAGGUUACAGAGCCGCAAGUUUUGGGAAUAUUUAUAAUGACCCAGGCGUAUUAAAUGCAACCUACCUUGCGAACGUGACAUCUCAAACUUUGAUUAGUGUUGAUAUGACGAGUCAAACCACCCCGAAGUGGUCUAACGACUCCCUACCAUCGACUGUACCAGGUCGAGCUAACCCUGAAAUUGCCUGGGUUCCCGUUUCGGAUCAAGGAAUACUAGUCGCAGUUGGUGGAGCCAUCGAUCCUAUCUAUGCUAGUAUCGACCAGGCAAACAAUGCAUCCAUCAAAGCCCAAAGUAGUCGAAUAAGUCUGGGUUUUAUGAACACUGUCUCCGUUUACGACAUCGCCAAGAAAGUUUGGUACGAACAAGAAACAUCGGGAAAUACUCCUGGGGCUUUGACCCAAGGAUGUACCGUGGUCGCCUCAGCCGAAGAUGGUUCAAGCCAUAAUAUAUAUUGGUACGGAGGUUAUGAUGGCCUUAAUGCUGCACAACCUUUCUCGGAUGAUGUGUAUGUUCUUUCAAUUCCUUCCUUCAUAUGGACGAAAGUUUAUACUGGAAACGAUACUCAUGGCCGGGCUGGACAUAAAUGUGCCAAGCCAUAUCCAGAUCAAAUGGUCAUUGUAGGUGGAUACGCUUCUCUCAGUGGCAAUAUACCGCCCUGUCUCGAGGGAGGGAUCAUACAAAUAUUCAAUCUCAGUGAUCCUCAAUGGCUCGAAUCCUACGACCCUUUGAUAUGGAACAAUUAUACUGUACCCAACCAGGUUGUGUCUGUAAUUGGAGGUUCUGGAACUGGUAGCGCUACACAAACCGAACCUUCCGGUGGUUUCACGAAUUCAAGCAUGACAACUCUCCUAGGAAGUGCCUACAAUACGACUAAGAUCAUCAAUUGGUAUCCAUAUACUCCAGCUUCAUCGACUCCUCCAAAAAAUCGAACAACACUACUUCCUACAGCAGUUGCCGCUAAAUCAGGAACUCCUGCAUAUCUAGGACCUGUUCUAGGUGUCGUUCUAGGUCUCUUCUUCAUCACACUCGUCAUCUUAGCCUUCAUAGUUUAUCGCCGUCGCAAAAUUUUCAGUGGUACCAGAACAGAUCCGCAAAGUGAAGCUGGGACAUUGAUUGAAAACCGUCGUCGAACUCUCCGCUGGCUUAAUACUACUCGUAAAGAAGCAAAAGCCCCCACCGUCACAACAGAUGCAACAGAAGUAAACGCAGUAUCCUCAGAAGCUGAUACUGAUCAUACGCGGGUAUUUGCUGAAAUGCCUGGUGAUGCUCAGUUCCAUGAAAUGGAUGACACCUCACGACCAUUCGAACUACACAACACAGGUUUCAUACCUUUCACGCCCAAAUCCAACGUUUACAAUAAUGUCUCUCUCAAUCAAUCACCCGUCGCCCAUUCUCCCUCUGCAGGCUCCAACCGCUCGCACGCUAGCACAGUUUCGAGAAGCUCAGGUCCAAGACCAUCACCUACUUCUCCCGCACGCGCAGAUAGUUUGACGUUGAAUGAAAAUGCUGGGAGCGUGCCACGGGAGAGAAUCCAUAGCGACCUAAGUAGCGUGACGGAAAGUGAUAGGAGUCACCUAAGACAGAUUAGUGAUGUAAGUGUCAGUGUAGAUGGAGAUUAUGCGAAUCUUCCAACGCCGGAAAUCAUAGUAGAGAUGCCGGAUGAGGAUAUGCAUAGGUAUGUGGCUGGGGCCUCAGGAGUCGUUAGUCCAUUGACGCCGCCGCAGGGAGUGGGGGAGGGCAGAACUCAUUAUUUUGGUCCGGAUAGUGUGGGUGCUGGGGAUGGGCGUGAGGGUCAAUAUUCGCAGGGAAGUGCAAUCCCAGUUCCGGCGCCAGCGCCUGAUACGAAUACGAGGAGAAGAAGUAAUUUUGAGGAGAAGUUGGAUGAGUAG
Messenger RNA from Sclerotinia borealis F-4128, 2487 nucleotides. Lineage: Eukaryota; Fungi; Ascomycota; Leotiomycetes; Helotiales; Sclerotiniaceae. The record is from the annotation of a GenBank genome assembly.